GCACGCACACUUGAUUUGGAUACCCUUUGGAAAGAUCGCGUGUCAAUUGGAUCUUUUGCUUGCAAGUGAGAAAGGAAACGGUCAUAAGCUUUCAACUCGGAAGAUGACUAAGCUUCUGGAUGUUACCCUGCAAUCACUCAAGGCUCACAAUCUUGAAAGAAGACGACCUGGACAGGUUCCGUUUGUUUUAACAACAAAACGAAGUAGUAGUAGUGCAGCAAAGGAUUGAUUGACCAUGCCAGAAGAAAAGUUGUCUUGGAAGGAUUCCAACUUGGCCUUGAUCGGCUCGGAACUGGAUCACAAGAUCAAAGCUGCUGCGGCGGAACUGGAAGAAGCAUGGAGUGGCAUGGGCCAGUCUCCGGAAACGCGCGUGUGGCGGAUUGAAAAGUUUCAAGUCAAGGAAUGGCCGUCGGACAAGUUUGGAAAAUUCCACAAGGGAGAUUCCUACCUCGUAUUGCACACGUACAAAAAGGGAACCUCUGAUGCCCUCUUUCACGACAUUCACAUGUGGAUUGGCAGUGAAUCGUCGCAAGAUGAAUACGGAACCGCUGCCUACAAAAUGGUAGAAGCCGAUGAUUAUCUGGGUGGAGUCCCUGUACAGCACCGUCAAGUGCAGGGACACGAAACCGAAACGUUCCUCACGUACUUUGAUGCCCUCGAAAUUCUAGAUGGAGGCAUUGAAACUGGAUUUAAUCAUGUCGAACCCGAUGUCGAAAAUCCCGUCUUGUACCGUGUCAAGGGAACCAAGAAGAAGCGAACACUCACACAGGUACCACUCCAAAAGAGCUCGCUCAAUGAGGGAGAUUCCUUUAUUCUCUUUGGAGGAAAGGCCAAUGUCUGGUGCUGGCAUGGACAAAAGGCCAAACCACUGGAAAAGGCCGAUUCCAACGUGUGGGCCGAAAACAUGUGCACCAUGGGCACCGUCGUCGUACUCGAUCAAGGACAAGGUGAUGAUUCCGAAGACAAGUUCUGGGCGUACCUGGGCGAUGGUGACAUUCAGACGGAUGCGGCCGACGACGAGGGCGUGACGGAAUUCACACCCCUCCUCUACCGUGUCGAUGGAUCCAUUGCCAAGGAUCUCGAAAAGGUCGCCGAAGGAUCGCCCGUACAGAAAACCAGCGCUGACUACAAAUGCCUCAACAAGGGCGACCUCAAAGAUGACGAUGUCUUUUUGCUCGAUAGUGGAUGGGAAAUUUACGUUUGGAUUGGAAGCAAGGCCGAUCGAUACGAAAAAAUUGCCGCCAUGUUUGCCGCCGACAAGUAUUCCAAAAUGGAUCCCCGUACCCUCGAAUUGCCCGUUGAAAUUGUCAAGUCGGGUGCUGAAUCCGACCGAUUCCUUUCGUACUUUGCCUAACUAAGCGCAUACGGUACAUGUAAGGCAGUAAGGAUACAGAGCCCUUGAUAAACGUUUGUUGCAUGGCGUUGUAGUGGUUUGGCAAGACACUGGUGGACUGGUCUGGAAGGAAGGAUGGAUGGAAGGAAGAAUCCCAUUCGUGAUCAAUUCUAGACAUUUAUAGUAUAAUCUGAACCAUCGUGUCAACCUGGAACCUGUUGAACAUCUUCCAGGUAGAAUGGUGGUUGCAGAAGAAUCCCUCUUUUAAGAUUAGUGGAUGCAUGCAUGUCUUG
This is a messenger RNA of Seminavis robusta, 1626 nucleotides long. Lineage: Eukaryota; Bacillariophyta; Bacillariophyceae; Naviculales; Naviculaceae. The record is from the annotation of a GenBank genome assembly.